Canariomyces notabilis is the source of this 1356-nucleotide messenger RNA. RefSeq lists its product as uncharacterized. Bases 200 to 928 code for a protein of 242 amino acids. Lineage: Eukaryota; Fungi; Ascomycota; Sordariomycetes; Sordariales; Chaetomiaceae. The record is from RefSeq and is a predicted model, not a curated record. The transcript has a single exon.
CUAUUGCUAUUAUGAAGCCCCCUGAAAGCGCAUCGUCGGUAACCCGGCAGAUGACAUAUCGGCUUUUUUACGGAGGGAACUGUCCCCAGGGGUCUUCGCCGACAUGCUGAACCAUCUAUGGUUUGCCGGCGUAAAGCGUCCCGCCACGCCGCUGCACUUUCAUGUCGCUAUGGGCUGAGAGAUCGCCGUCGCUGACCGGAUGGACCUUCACCUCCUUUGGGCCAAGGAGGGGAGGCUCUUCGUCAAGCCUAUCCCACGCUUUCUUCUUGAUCCGGCCUUUUGCCAGAGACACCUACAGUGUCCUGGCGAUUGUACUUGCCGCGAUCCUCCAGGGGAUACGUGUUGGGGGACUCCGCGGAAAGUUGCCCUUGGCUUCCUCUAUACAUACGUCUGUCUUAUAUCGUCGGAGAGUGACUUCCACGUCGCCAACGAAAAGCGCCUCUUGCCUCGCGGGGAAGACGACUCGCCAAUUGAAUGGGCAAACUGGAAGACUCUCGCCAGAGCGCUCCUCCGUACGUAUGAGCGUGACCCAGCCGCAGUCCACCCGCGCUUUCUACGUGCCGAGCUCCGCCUCUCCCGCAUCAACGCUAUCCACCGCUUCACCCGGCUCCCGCCCUUCGAACCCUACCUUCGCGGUCGGCACAACUACAGUAGCCUCUUCCGCGACAACCUCGCUUGGAUGGCCGCCGGUACCGUCUUCGUCGCUCUGGUGCUGACCGCGAUGCAGGUCGGCCUCGCCACGGAGCGUCUCCGGGGGAACGCUGCCUUCCAGCUGGCGUCGUACGGCUUCACCAUCUUUGCCAUCCUAGGCCCCAUGUGCGCGUUCGGCCUGGUGGUACUAGGCGCGCUGUUCAAUCUCCUUAAGGAUCUGCCGUCGCUUCUUGGGGGGCAGCGCAACCGCAUGACCACUUAUCCGCACUACGUCUAGCGCUAGAAGCGAGAAGGUACUUACUGAAUGGACUUCAAAGAGCCAGAGUGGGGAAAUAGGAUACCGCAGUCACAUAUUAGAGGCCGGAUUUUAUAGGGUAGUGUCUAUAAACCAGAUUAUGGGCAGACUGCUCCCGCUUUUCACGGCCUCCGGUCCAGCCCACAGAGUCUUUGUUGCGUCCAGGUUACCCGGACUGUUGGGAGGAGUGAAGAAGCAGCGUUGAUGCAAGCUGAGCUGGGAUUCGCCCUUUUUUACCUAUAACGUACUUGCCUAGCGAGUUGGCCAGCAUAGCGAGUGGGCCACUUUUCUCUGACCUCGAUUACUUUGUAUAAGUCAGUUCUACCACAACGCCCUUCAUUAAUUAGAAUUACUCGAAAACGCUAUCCUCAGACGUCUCUCUAACUACUUGACAAGUUCGCGCAUUAUGG